GAUACCGAUCCUACUAGUUUUUGGCUUGCCACAAAUUUUCCUCCCUAAUCUGACGGGAAAAUUGGUGUCUGAAACUCUUCCCCUGUUUCAAUGCCCAUAUUUUCUCUCCCCUCUUUGAAAUUGUAAUUCACCUUCUUCUUAUUAUUAUUAUUAUUAUGCUCCAAUUUCAUUAUUCUCUCGUAUGCAAAUGAAUUGAUUCUCUUGUUCCAUCUGGGGUUCCGUUGAUUUCGGGUUAAUCGAUUCGAUUAACCAUUAAUCUCCCACAACCCUUUUCACUUUCCCCAUCAUGAAGUUGAUCUGGGGCUGAAAAAAUACAAGUAGGUGAGGUUGAGAGGAGGCUUCAAUUGUCUUAUGAAACAAUAGUUGUGGCAUCCUCUCUGUUUGAGGUUUUAUAAAGAUAUGGAUUCAGGGGAAGGAUAUGUGUCGUCGACGAACGAGCAAAAGGAACCGUUUCAUAGCAAGGAUGAUGGCAUAAUCAAAGGGAUCCCUGCAAAAGGUGAUAAUCACUUUAUGGAUGCUAAUGACCCAAAUUAUAGCAGUAGUGAGGAGAUCGACAAAACCGCGGUUAAAAAUAUUAACAAGCGGUUUGAGGAGUACAAGAAGAAAGCGUCGAUAAUAGUCGAGGAAUACUUCGCCACUGACGAUGUCAUCUCAACCGCAAAUGAGUUAAAAGACCUUGAAAUGCCAAGUUACAGUUACUAUUUCGUAAAGAAACUCAUUUCCAUGGCUAUGGACCGUCACGACAAAGAAAAAGAAAUGGCUGCUGUUCUUUUAUCCUCGAUCUAUGCUGAUGUCAUCGAUCCCCGACAAGUCUACAUGGGUUUUCGUAAACUCGUUGAAUCUGCAGAUGAUUUGAUCGUAGACAUUCCGGAUACUGUCGAUGUUCUAGCGUUGUUCAUCGCUCGAGCAGUUGUAGAUGACAUACUUCCUCCUGCUUUCUUGAAAAAAGAAGCCGAUGCGUUGCCAGAAGGCGCGAAGGGUAUUGAUGUAAUUAAACGAGCCGAAAAAGGUUAUCUGUCGGCCCCACUUCAUGCGGAGAUCAUAGAACGAAGGUGGGGUGGUAGUCGUAACAAAACCGUUGAAGAUGUGAAGGCGAAUAUUGAUAAUUUGUUGGUGGAGUAUGCGGUCAGUGGCGAUAAGAAGGAAGCGAUAAGAUGUAUUAACGAUCUAAAAGUCCCGUUUUUCCAUCACGAGAUAGUGAAACGCGCGAUUAUCAUGGCAAUGGAGCGAAAGAAAGCCGAGGGUAAACUUCUUGAUCUGUUGAAAACUGCUUCGGAAGAAUGUUUGAUCAAUUCAAGUCAGAUUUCAAAAGGGUUCACUCGGAUCAUCGAUAUGAUUGAUGAUUUGUCGCUCGAUAUACCAAACGCUAAAGAGUUGUUACAGUCGUUGAUCUCGAAAGCAGCUUCUGAAGGGUGGUUGUGUGCUUCGUCUUUGAAACAAGUGUCGUUUUCUGAGAAGAAACUGGUGGGAGAUAGCAUUGUGAGGGCGUUUAAAGCGAAAGCACAAUCGAUUAUUCAAGAGUACUUUUUAACGGGUGAUGUUUUGGAAGUAAAUAGUUGUUUAGAGUCGGAGAAUCUUUCUUCGAUUCCGGAAUUAAAAGCGGUUUUCGUUAAACGGUUGAUCAUGUUAGCGAUGGAUCGCAAAAAACGAGAGAAAGAAAUGGCUUCGGUUUUGUUAUCGUCAUUAUAUUUCCCGGCUGACGAUGUUGUAAACGGGUUCACGAUGUUGAUUGAGUCUGCAGACGACAUUGCUUUGGAUAUUCCUGUUGUCGUUGAAGAUCUUGCAAUGUUUUUAGCUCGAGCCGUUGUUGAUGACGUAUUGGCUCCUCUACAUUUGGAGGAAAUUGGGGGCGGUUCGUUAAAACCAGAUUCUGUCGGGAACCAAGUUUUGAAAAUGGCUAAAUCUCUUCUUAACGCUCGGCUUUCGGGUGAACGGAUUUUGAGGUGUUGGGGCGGUGGCGGAAGUUACACAAACGGGUGGGCUAUCGAAGACGUUAAAGAUCAGAUCGGUAAACUUUUGGAAGAAUUCGAGUCGGGUGGUGACACGCGUGAAGCGUGUCGGUGCAUAACCGAACUAGGGAUGCCGUUUUUUCAUCACGAGGUUGUUAAGAAGUCGUUGGUAACGAUUAUCGAGAAGAAACAAGAUAGAAUUUGGAGGUUGCUUGAGGAGUGUUUUAACACGGGAAUCAUAACCCAGAUUCAGAUGUCAAAAGGGUUCGGGAGGGUGUCGGAAUCCCUUGAUGAUUUGUGUUUGGAUGUACCCGAUGCUAAAAAGCAAUUCGGUUCGCUUGUUGAACGGGCUAAAACCGUAGGAUGGUUGGAUUCGUCUUUUAGUUUUAACAAAAGCGCGAAUCCGAUGGAGAACGGGUUUCAUUCCGUAUAGUUAAUUUUGGGAAUAAACCUUUAUAAACGGGUGGGUUUAAUUCGCUUUCAAGUUACGUACUUUUACAGUUUUUGUAGUUGUUAACACAUUGGUGUUGAGAUUAUAUGCGCUUUACUUAGCAACUAGUUUCAAUCAUGUUAUUUGAUUUGACAUAAAGGUUUACAUUUUCAUAGUAUAACUAAAUGUAUUGUAUAGUUGAGAGGAUGGGUUUGUAAAAUUUGGCUCAUCAAUGGAAGGUAAGUUUUAA
Helianthus annuus (common sunflower) is the source of this 2629-nucleotide messenger RNA. RefSeq names its product MA3 DOMAIN-CONTAINING TRANSLATION REGULATORY FACTOR 2. The transcript has 4 exons. Lineage: Eukaryota; Viridiplantae; Streptophyta; Magnoliopsida; Asterales; Asteraceae. The record is from RefSeq and is a predicted model, not a curated record. The coding region runs from base 400 to 2382 and encodes 660 amino acids. Gene Ontology annotation, biological process: negative regulation of DNA-templated transcription.